AUGAGUAAUACGAAUGCUACCACCAGAACGACUGUUGCUAAUAAUGCUGCCAAUAAUGCGACUAGGACCGUAAUUAAUCGCACGGCGGAAAACUCGGUAAAUUCAUUUUCUUUCGUGCCAGCACAUUACGCCGUCUCUGAAACGAAUUCUCUAUUACAACGUGCAUGGAUGCCAAAUAACAGUAAUGCCAACAUUCAAACGCAAAACGAGAUGUUUUUUACGGAAGGUACAGUUUUCCAAGAGUCUGGCCAUGGAAUAGAUUGCACUUUCCAUCAUGUCGGCAUUGUGCCAAAUAUCAGAGACAAUCCAUGA
Ambispora gerdemannii is the source of this 312-nucleotide messenger RNA. NCBI's taxonomy places the organism in Eukaryota, Fungi, Glomeromycota, Glomeromycetes, Archaeosporales, Ambisporaceae. The record is from the annotation of a GenBank genome assembly.